Adineta steineri is the source of this 507-nucleotide messenger RNA. The record is from the annotation of a GenBank genome assembly. NCBI's taxonomy places the organism in Eukaryota, Metazoa, Rotifera, Eurotatoria, Adinetida, Adinetidae.
AUGAAUUAUAUUUUAUCACUUAUUAAACAAAUGCCAAAAUCUUCUAAGAACAGGUUUUAUAAAUCAUUAAUCCAAAAGAAACUCUCAUCAUCUUCUCUUAUAAUUCUUUCCGAACAGAAAAAUAAUAAUAAUAAUAAUAAACAAAGUAAAGAUCUAUCGAAUAAUUCUUCUUUAAUAUUAAAAGAUAAUGAAAGUUAUUUGAUAACAUUUGACAAUUUUCAAUUUAGUCAUAUAUGUAAUCGUGAUAUACGUGAUUUGCCAUUACCAAAACGAAAUGAUAUGGAUUUUGAUCGACUUCGUUCAUGUUAUAUAUUAACAAUGACUGAUUUAAUUGGUCGUUAUCUAAUUCAUAAAACAUCUGAUGAAUUUGGACAAUUUUUAAUUGAAAAAGUACAAUGUAGUCAAUCAUUUACUGAUGAAAUUAUUCAAUUGAUAGACAUAUGGACAUUACAUAAUUUAAAAGUUGGGAGAGGAACACGAACUACAAUACUCAAACAAUAUUUAUGA